AUGCGGCAGGUUUUUCGCGCUGCAGAUACAACAAGACAUUGUGGAGUGAACACAAAGGUUGCAUGCAUUGUUCUCGGAACGCUAGUCACAGUUUUGGAAAUCUUUUGUUUCCUUUUCCUGCCUCUCAUCGCAGGAAUCAUACUAAUCAGCAUAGCAGCGCUUGUCUACAUUGUGCUGAUUCUAACUAUUGUAAAAAUGAUGAGAGGACUCCUGAUCAUAUUCAUGAUAUUUAAUGCAGUUGGAACCAAUGUGGUAUCGUCGCAAACUGAAGCGAUGGGUGCCAGCAGGGGUUUUACACGCUCCUUCAAAGCGCCUCCAGAGAAGCCGCGUACGCAAUUGCGUAAAUGGUUUAUGUCGUUUUGA
Messenger RNA from Necator americanus (New World hookworm), 363 nucleotides. RefSeq lists its product as uncharacterized. The record is from RefSeq and is a predicted model, not a curated record. The transcript has 4 exons. Bases 1 to 363 code for a protein of 120 amino acids. NCBI's taxonomy places the organism in Eukaryota, Metazoa, Nematoda, Chromadorea, Rhabditida, Ancylostomatidae.